Penicillium manginii is the source of this 825-nucleotide messenger RNA. RefSeq lists its product as uncharacterized. The coding region runs from base 1 to 825 and encodes 274 amino acids. The transcript has 2 exons. The record is from RefSeq and is a predicted model, not a curated record. NCBI's taxonomy places the organism in Eukaryota, Fungi, Ascomycota, Eurotiomycetes, Eurotiales, Aspergillaceae.
AUGUCAGCUCUCCGCGUCACCCGGGCUGCCAAUUCGGCCCCGAAUCCCCCCCAUUACCUCGACAUUCCUCGCAUUAUCCAACCGACCAAUCCCGCCAAACCCAAGGUCAAGGGUACUCUCCCCGUUCCUCGCGAGAUCUUUCCUGUCCGCCGUGCCGACAAGCCGUCACAGCAAUAUGUUGACGCCGUGUCGCCCGCUCGAACAAAGAAACCGAGUCGCGCAUCGGACGAGCUGGAACGUGAACAGCAACUUUUUAAAUUGAAGAUGGCCGACCGACGACGAAGCCAUCUCCGUGAGAGUCUGAGCGUCCUUCACGAUCGCAAGGUCGCAGCGGAGAAAACAGUGGUCACCCGCAGCCGCAUGACCCAGGAACGCCGUCAACGCAUUUUCAACCAGCCAGAACCCGAAGACGAGCGUCUGACACGGCCAUCCGUUGUUGCGGCCAUGCUUGCCCCCAACGACACUUUCCUGCGCGACGCCGGCCGCGAAAAACGAUUGGCCUUUUCCAAGGCCCGACUUGAGGCGAAGCAGGCUCAGAAGAAGGCUCAGCACGAGGAGGAUCUUCACUCGCUCUACAUGCAUGCGCGCACUUUCAUCACAUCGGAGGAACAGCUGUCUGCGGAGAUCGACCGCGCUUUCCCUGAUGGCGAAAACGUGGAAUGGCGCAAUGACCACCAGCCUGGUGAGAAUGUGUGGAACCUGGGUACACCCCCAACUAUUCAGUCUACUGUUAAUGAGACACGGAAGAGUGAAACUGCUCGCUGGGAUGUCACCCAGGACCGAGUCAAGAAGCUCGGUGAGCAGAUCACUGGUGGUAAGAUCUAG